Microstroma glucosiphilum is the source of this 1342-nucleotide messenger RNA. RefSeq lists its product as hypothetical. Lineage: Eukaryota; Fungi; Basidiomycota; Exobasidiomycetes; Microstromatales; Microstromataceae. Gene Ontology annotation, biological process: lipid homeostasis. The coding region runs from base 68 to 1144 and encodes 358 amino acids. The record is from RefSeq and is a predicted model, not a curated record. The transcript is spliced from 3 exons.
UGUCCUUCACGCUACUUGUCAUUACCUCAAGUAUCUGCAGUCUGGUAGACGAGCAGGUCAUCGACCCAUGACUAGUCUCUCGAGCUCAGCGAGCUCACGGUCGCCUCCGCCCUCGGCCCCGCGACCAUCGGUACUAGCGCGCUUCGUCCCGACCCUGACCACGACCUCUCACAUCUCCGCCCUUGUCUUCUCCUCCUUUCUCAUCGUGCACCUCGGCGCCCCACUCGCCUCUACACUCCGGCUCGGUCUCAACACUUUGACCAGCUCCACCGCUACAGGUGCGGGUGCAAGUGCUGGGUGUACAGAGGCAGCUUCAAGAUGGCAGCUCCUGGGGAGAGUCUACUACCAGGGAGCACUCAGCGAGCCUGUUGUUGUGUGGGGAGCGGCACUGCUGCAUGUGCUCAGCUCGGUGGCCAAGAGGGGAAUCAUGGUGUAUCUUGCACGCAAGAGACGGCGGACAGAGCAGGCUAUUCUGGCCGGGGAGGAUGCUUCGGCAGGCAUAUCGAGCGAGGAGCCACUGCUCCCUGCACCGGCCCAUGCCACCUCAUCGUCUCCCAAAGGAGCCCCACGCUGGUUCUCUUUCUCCUCUUCCCUCCCAUCAUCUCACACCCUAAGUGCCUACGCUCUCCUCCCUCUCCUCCUCUCACACCUCACCCUCCAUAGGCUGCGUCCCCUCUCCAGCUCAUACCCCAUCAACUCCCUCUCCCCCUCAGAGCUGGACUACUCCUUUGUCCACUUCGGAGCCACUCUAUACCCACAUCUCUACACGACAUCGAUGGUAGCCCUCACGGCAGUAGCUGCAUACCAUGUAGCUGGCGGAGCAGGAAUUAUUGGGAGGAGGUGGGGUCUGAAGUACAAGGCUAGGAAGGCGGCGGCAGCAGCGCGGCUGGGUGAGAGUGAUGUGACUACUCGACAGACGAGCAAGAAAAAGAGGAAACGAGGACCUCUGGUGCCCGCUCUCGUGGGCUCUGCACUUGUCCUGCUGGGCUUCUGGGGUAUUGUGAGGGACGAGGAGGCUGGCAGCCAUCUCUUCACCAAGAGCGGCGGCGGGAUGGCCGGUGAAGGGCAAGGUGUGGGACUGACCUGGGUGGGCAAGAGGAUGGACGCGGUGUACAAGACUGUCUGGCCCUUCUCCUGGACAUGAGGACUCUUCAAAUACAUGUCCUCAUGUCAGGUCUGCCAAGAGGCGCAGAUCUCUGCACUCUGAGUCAGACGUGACGCUCAAGUCAUUCACUGAUCGACUGGGAGAGGCUGUCUAUAUGGCGCUGCGGUUGUUAGCGAGAAAAGGAACAAAGCGCAGUCUGUGUGGGGAAGCUAUGAAGGGAAACGUCAAAUGACAAUG